This is a messenger RNA of Oryza brachyantha (malo sina), 1511 nucleotides long. Its product is annotated as transcription factor MYBS3-like. The transcript has 3 exons. Bases 90 to 1247 code for a protein of 385 amino acids. Gene Ontology annotation, molecular function: DNA binding; zinc ion binding. The record is from RefSeq and is a predicted model, not a curated record. NCBI's taxonomy places the organism in Eukaryota, Viridiplantae, Streptophyta, Magnoliopsida, Poales, Poaceae. Gene Ontology annotation, biological process: response to ethylene; response to gibberellin; response to auxin.
AAGAAUUCGGAUAAUAAAAAAAAUAUAUUAAAAAAGAAAGAGGGGAGAGAGAGAGAGAGAGAGAGGAAGCCGGCGAACCCUAGCGCGCGAUGACGCGGGACGGCGGCGGCGCGCUGCCGCCGGCGGCGGCGGCGGCGGAUGGGCCGAGGCGGUGCUCGCAGUGCGGGCACCACGGGCACAACGCGCGGACGUGCACGGGGCGGGGCCCCGUGAAGCUGUUCGGGGUGCGGAUCGGCGACAAGCCGCCCACCGCCGCGGCGGCGGCUGGUGGGGGAGGAGGCAUGAGGAAGUGCGCCAGCAUGGGGAACCUCGCGCAGCUCGCGGCGGAGGGUAGCGGCGGCGGCGGCGGGAGGGAGGAGGGGUACGGCUCCGACGGGAACGACGACAAGCGGAGGAAGCGAGGUGAGGCAUGGUCAGAAGAGGAGCACAAAAAGUUUCUACUUGGGCUUAAUAAAUUAGGAAAAGGUGAUUGGCGUGGCAUAUCACGCAAUUAUGUUGUUUCAAGGACACCCACUCAAGUUGCUAGUCAUGCUCAAAAGUAUUUCAUUCGCCAAACAAAUGCACAUAGGAGGAAAAGAAGAUCAAGCCUCUUUGAUAUGGUGAUCGAUGAUUCUGAUGAUCAGCCUCUCUCCCGUACAUCUUCACAAGAAAUAGAAGAAGAAAACCUUGAAGAUGCACAGCCUGUUACUGCACCAGUGAUCCCACCUGCUCCUGUGCCUAUGCUAUCAUCCUCGUCAGGCCCGCCACCAGUGCCAACAAUGUCACCAGUUGCUCCAGGUCCUGUGUUUACAUCUGCUUUAGUUACGCUGCCAGUGUCAGCAGUGGCACCACAACAUGAGGAAAAGGAACCAGCUGCCUCAGAUUCAAAUACCAGAGAGACAGGGGUCAUGAGUCCAGAAGUCAUGCCCCCAUAUGGCUAUCCAAUGAUGCUCCCUCCAUACUACCCCCCAGCAUUUGUUCCAAUGCCCUACUAUGGAUAUGUGCCUGUGUUCUAUGCGCCACCAGGAGCAGCACAAGCAUCACAUGAGGUUGUCAAGCCUGUGGCUGUGCACUCAAAAUCUCCAGUACACGUCGACGAACUAUACAGCAUGUCUGAACUCAGCCUGAAGGGCGAGACAAGUGUGAGCAACGGCACUCCUAAUUCUCCCUUGCCCCCAAAACCAAUCGGUAGACCAGCCAGGCAAUCUGCUUUUCAUGGAAAAGGACCUGCUGAUGGCUCUUCAAAUGGACUGAUUCCUGCAAAGUGAUUCUGCGGUUAAACAUCCAUUCAUGUGUAUCUAAUGCUUUUAGAAGAUAGUAAACCAUAAUGCUCAUGCUGCUAAAGUGGUGCUGUUGUACAUGCAAAAUGUUUUACUGCAUUUUAGCUUUCAUGUUUGGAGGAAUUCUUGUAUGUUCUGCCUUCUGCGAGUAAAUUAACUUCUAGUUUGACAGAGAUGUAGCAUUCCUUUUGUCUGUUGUUAUUUCUCAGGGUUGCUCAAAUUAAGUUAAAAAAACCUGAAAGUAUUCAUACA